AUGUCUGAAUCACUCAUUGAACCACAAAAUGUCAUUGAUUUUGUUGUAAACAAAGGCAAUGGAGUGAAGGGUCUUUCUCAAACAAACCUCAAAAGCAUCCCUGAACUGUACAUCAAUCCCCCUGAAGAAAGACUAGACCCAACCCAAGUUGUGACACAAAAAUCCAUACCCACAAUUGAUGUGUCCAAAUGGGAUGACCCAGAAACUGCAGAUUCAAUCUGCAGGGCAGCAGCCCAGUUGGGUUUCUUUCAGAUCAUCAAUCAUGGGAUCCCACUUGAGGUUCUUGAAAAUGUGAAGAAGGCUGCCCAUGAGUUUUUUGAGUUGCCAGUUGAGGAAAGAAGGAAGUAUUUGAAAGAAAAUUCACCCUCUCCUACUGUGGAGUUGAUGACUAGUCACAGUCCUCUGGUUGAUACGGUUUUGGAGUGGAAAGAUUAUCUUAUCCAUUAUUGUGAUGGUCAAGAAAUUGAGGGCUCCAAAUUCUGGCCUCAUGUAUCCAGAGAUCAAGUUUUGGAGUACUUAAAGUGGACAAAACCUAUUAUUAGAAAGCUACUCAAUGUGUUACUCAAGGGACUUAACACAGACGAAAUUAAUGAGGCAAACGAAUCUAUCCUAAUGGGUAAACUGGUUGUUGACUUCAUCUAUUACCCUGUGUGCCCCGACCCAGAUCUUGCAGCAGGAGUAGGCCGCCACUCUGAUGUAUCAUUGAUUACUGUCCUCCUUCAGGAUGAUGUGGGCGGCCUUUAUGUCCGAGAACCUGAAGGGAAUGGCUGGAUCCAUGUAACACCAGUUCAAGGGGCACUUGUUAUAAACAUAGGGGAUGUAUUGCAGAUUAUGAGCAAUGACAAAUACAAGAGCAUUGAGCAUAGGGUCACUGUCAAUGGAACCAAGAACAGAGUUUCAGUGCCUAUAUUUGUUAACCCUGUACCUAAUGCAGUUAUUGGUCCUGUGCCAGAAGUUCUUGAGGGUGGUGUCAAACCAAUAUAUAAGCAAGUUGUCUACUCAGAUUACUUCAACUAUUUUUUCAGUAAAGGCCAUGAUGGUAAGGAGACAAUUGAGUAUGCAAAAAUAUGA
Molecule: messenger RNA, 1071 nt
Organism: Fraxinus pennsylvanica
Lineage: Eukaryota; Viridiplantae; Streptophyta; Magnoliopsida; Lamiales; Oleaceae
Source: the annotation of a GenBank genome assembly